GCGCCGCGCCGCGCGGCCGCGAGCGGCUCGGAGAUGGGGGCGCGGCGCGCGCUGCACUUCGUCUUCAAAGUGGGCGACCGCGGCCGCAGCGCGCGCUUCUACCGCGAGCUGCUGGGCAUGAGGGUUCUACGGCAUGAAGAAUUCGAGGAAGGCUGUAAAGCUAGCUGCAAUGGCCCUUAUGAUGGAAAAUGGAGUAAAACAAUGGUGGGCUAUGGACCAGAAGACAAUCACUUUGUCGCAGAAUUGACUUACAAUUACGGUAUUGGAGACUAUCGACUUGGCAAUGACUUUCUGGGCAUAACACUUGUGUCCAGCCAGGCUGUGAGCAAUGCUAGGAAGCUGGGAUGGCCUCUCAGUGAAGUUGCCACUGGUGUAUUUGAAACUGAAGCCCCAGGAGGAUACAAGUUCUACUUGGAAGAGAAGGAACAACUAAAGCAAGAUCCUGUGCUAAAGGUAACUUUGGGUGUCUCCGAUCUGCAGAAGUCUAUUAACUACUGGUCUAAUUUGCUUGGGAUGAAAAUAUAUGAAAAGGAUGAGGAAAAGCAAAGGGUUUUGCUAGGCUAUGCAGAUAACCAGUGUAAAUUGGAGUUGAAGAAUGUUGGAGGAGCAGUGGAUCAUGGCACAGCGUUUGGGCGGAUUGCCUUUUCCUGCGCGAAGGAAGAGUUACCAAACAUUGAAGCACUGAUGAAAAAGGAGAAUCAGAAAAUUUUAACACCUCUGGUUAGCUUGGACACACCUGGCAAAGCCACAGUACAAGUGAUUAUUUUGGCAGAUCCUGAUGGCCAUGAAAUCUGCUUUGUAGGAGAUGAAGCAUUUAGAGAUCUGUCCAAGGUGGAUCCUAACGGUGACAAAUUGUUAGACGAUGCCAUGGCAGCAGAUAAGAGUGACAAAUGGUUUGCUGAGAAAAAGAUGAAGAAGGCUUCUGCUUAGUUGGAGAAAAAGUGUCGUCUGAUUGUUUGUGCCUUGGUUUCCAUCUGAAUGAAAUGCCUGUAAUAUGUAAUGUGCUGUGUUAUCCUUUUCAGUAAGAGGCCAGUGUAAUAUCUCAUGCUGGGAGUGUUUUGAGCUUGUAUCUCUUAAUAUCUCCUUUCAAAUAAAUGCUACGUACUCCUUCAAA
This is a messenger RNA of Rhea pennata, 1114 nucleotides long. It is a transcript of the gene GLOD4, whose product is annotated as glyoxalase domain containing 4. NCBI's taxonomy places the organism in Eukaryota, Metazoa, Chordata, Aves, Rheiformes, Rheidae. The record is from RefSeq and is a predicted model, not a curated record. The coding region runs from base 34 to 930 and encodes 298 amino acids. The transcript has 9 exons.